CAGUUCAAAGUCCCACAGAAAUUAGACGACCGCAACUUAACAGAAGUGAAAGCAAAGGGGGAGAGCUCACUUUCGUCAAAGGUGCAAAGCUAGAAAGAUACCUCAAAACGUUGCUGUGGCUUCUCUCAGAAAGUAAUGCGCAACAUUUAACGAGGGUUAAAACCCCAGAGCUGGUUUGGUUAGUUUCCUGUUUGUGAAGUUGACUGGAGUCCUUUAAAUGUUUUCGAUCCGGUGACGGACGGCUUCUACACAAACACAGCAAGAGACGCUUAAAACAUGGAGAAUGGGAAGAGCCGCCUGCAGCAGGCCCAGGAGGAUGCGGAGCAGGUGAAGGACAUCAUGCUGGACAACAUGAACAAGGCUGGUGAGAGAGCUGGUAAACUGGAUGACCUGGAUGACAGGGCCGAUGAGCUGCUGGCAAAGAGCAAAGCUUUUGAAAAGACUGCAAAUCAAGUGAAGCAGAAGAAAAGAUGGGAAAACAAGAGGAUGAAAAUUGUGUUCAUCGCUGUCGGGGUGGUGGCCGCACUCGUUAUUAUCGGACUUAUCAUCUUUGCCAUUGUUGAUGGUACAGGAGGACAAUAACAUGAUUAUGAAAACAAAGUAAGACAUAGAAACUAAAUGACAUGAUGUCAGACUCAAGCCUCUCCUUUGAACUCCGUUGUAUGUGAAAAUGUUAGCUGUUUGAGAGCGAGUACUGCCCACACACUUUAUUAGUGCAAGUCUUCAGUUGAUAAGGUACCAUUGAUUGAUCGGCUGCUUUGCUGUGAUCAUGUCAUUGUUAAUAAACAUUAGAAGAAGACACAAGUAAUCAUGACUAUAACUUUUCAACAAGAACUGUUUGGGCAUCUCCCUGCUAAGACAGACAAACAAACCACAAAUAAUUUGGCUUCUACUUCAUUGAAUGUAGUGAUUCUCGAUCGAGGGCCCCACUCAGGAGAAAAGAAAAAGACCAUUUGAUGCUGAACUGAAGACGGAAUCCAUUUCACUGAUGAUUAGUUUGGUAAAAUUCCCCCGACUCAGCUUCAAGAGUCAUCUCUCAGGUGAAAUAUUCACCUUCAAAUUGGAAAGAUUGAACUGAUGUUCUGUCUCAUCAGACUUCCUCAUGUCCUAUAUCACUUAUGUACAAAUGUGUCUGUUUUAUUAAAGUGUAUUUAAAGCUGUG
Molecule: messenger RNA, 1162 nt
Organism: Notolabrus celidotus (New Zealand spotty)
Lineage: Eukaryota; Metazoa; Chordata; Actinopteri; Labriformes; Labridae
Gene: vamp5
Product: vesicle-associated membrane protein 5
Exons: 3
Coding region: 277-582 (101 amino acids)
Biological process (GO): vesicle fusion; SNARE complex assembly; vesicle-mediated transport
Cellular component (GO): plasma membrane; SNARE complex
Molecular function (GO): syntaxin-1 binding; SNAP receptor activity
Source: RefSeq, a predicted model, not a curated record